GGCAGGAAGAGGCUAUACCCCCGCUCUGCUGCAGCCGGAAUGUGUCCAAGGGUGACUCCCACAGGCCUCUGGGCUGGCCCAGGCUUUGUGCUCCUGCUGCUGCUACCGUGCUGCUCCGCGUACAAACUGGUGUGCUACUACACCAGCUGGUCCCAGUACCGGGAUGGUGACGCGAGCUGCUUCCCAGACGCCAUCGACCCCUUUCUCUGCACCCACGUCAUCUACAGCUUCGCCAACAUAAGCGACAAUGAGAUCGACACCUGGGAGUGGAACGACGUGACGCUCUAUGCCAUGCUGAACUCACUCAAGAAAAGGAACUCCAACCUGAAGACCCUCCUGUCUGUUGGAGGAUGGACCUUCGGCUCAGAGAGAUUUUCCAGGAUCGCCUCCAACACCCAGAACCGCAGGACCUUCAUCAAGUCGGUGCCGGUGUUCCUGCGGACACACGGCUUCGACGGGCUGGACCUGGCCUGGCUCUACCCCACGCGGAGAGACCGGAACCGCUUCACCACCCUGGUCAAGGAAAUGAAGGCCGAGUUUGCACAGGAAGCGAUGCUUUCCGGAGACGAACAGCUCCUGCUCAGUGCAGCCAUGUCCGCGGGGAGAAUCAACCUUGACCAUGGCUACGACAUACCCCAGCUGUCCCAACACCUGGAUUUCAUCAACCUCAUAACCUACGACUUCCAUGGAGCCUGGAUGGGGACUACGGGGCAUCACAGCCGCCUGUACAGAAGCAACGUGGACGCGAAUCUGGACCGAUUCAACAACAUCGACUACGCCGUGGGGAACAUGCUGCGGCUGAGGGCCCCUGCCAACAAGCUGCUGAUGGGCAUCCCCACCUUCGGGAAGACCUUCACCCUGGCCUCCUCCGAGUCGGGGGUGGGCGCGCCCAUCUCGGGGCCGGGGAUUGCAGGCCCCUACACCAAGGAGAAGGGCAUCCUCGCCUACUAUGAGAUCUGUGGCUUCCUGAAAGGAGCCACCGUCCACAGAGUCUUCGGCCAGAAGGACCCCUACACCACCAAGGGCAACCAAUGGGUGGGGUACGAUGACCAGGAAAGCAUCAAGGCCAAGGUGCAGUACCUGAAGAACAGGCAGCUGGCAGGCGCCAUGGUGUGGACGCUGGACUUGGAUGACUUCCGGGGCUCUUUCUGUGGCAAGAACCAGCGCUUCCCUCUCAUAGGCACCAUCAAGGACGAGUUGAUGGCCUCUUAGAUUCCCCAGGGGGCCCCUUCUGCUGCCCCUCCCCCUGCACACACUAGGGCCAGUUACCCCACUCCCCAUGACUGCAGCUGGCUAAGAGCCUGGCUCCAUCCUGUUGAGACCCGAGCUGAGCCUCAGUUUCCCUCCACGGAGCCUGUGCCAGCCUGUGCCGAAGCCCACAGCUCUGAGAUUUGAGCUCAUUCGAAAAACCAAGAGGCAGAGCUGGACGAGCAGGGCAGAGACAGACACAGGAUUAGGACAGCGCGCCCAUGAAUGCCAAGGCUCACUGAGCCCCAGGCCCCGCACAGGGGGUUUCUUCAACUCCCUUAUCCGCUGCCCCCUGCCUAAAAGAUAGGGUGUGUAGCUGUAACUCUGCCUCCAGGAGCCAGACUGCUCACAGGAAGCCAUGCCUACUAAUUAUACUCUAUGCAAAGCCUUACUUAAAACCUUCCCCCAGCAACAUAAUCGUGGCGACCGCUCCACUUCCCCUCCCUAAACCCACAGCUGCUCAAUAAAGUGCGAACACUUAAAACCAGA
Messenger RNA from Echinops telfairi (small Madagascar hedgehog), 1737 nucleotides. It is a transcript of the gene CHI3L1, whose product is annotated as chitinase 3 like 1. The transcript has 10 exons. NCBI's taxonomy places the organism in Eukaryota, Metazoa, Chordata, Mammalia, Afrosoricida, Tenrecidae. The coding region runs from base 40 to 1212 and encodes 390 amino acids. Gene Ontology annotation, biological process: chitin catabolic process; carbohydrate metabolic process. Gene Ontology annotation, molecular function: chitin binding. The record is from RefSeq and is a predicted model, not a curated record. Gene Ontology annotation, cellular component: extracellular region.